UCCUGCGGCUUUGUAAUAAAGCGAGCGGCAGCGAGACAGCAAACUACAAUCUACACAUCCUGGUUUUGGGAGACGUUCACAGACUUCAGUUUGGCAGCAAGACGAAGAAACAGAAGAUUUGCGAAUUAGCUAUAUUAUACUGAACAGUUUGGGAUAACAGGAUUGCAUAAUUAUGGGAGACAGUACAUGCAAUGGGACGCACACCAAGAAGGCGUUGCUGUCAGACCCUCAGCUGUUUGAAGACCAGUUUGAUGAGCUGGUGACGGAGCUGACAAAGAGGGACCUCAACGAUCCUGUGCUGGCUGAUGCUUUGAACAGGUUGAGAGAGGUUUUGGUGUACAAUGCCCCAGGCGGCAAGAGAAACCGAGGCCUAUCUGUGAUUGGCUCACUGAGGGAGCUUCUCCCACCCUCUCAGCUCACCCAGGACACUGUGCAGCGGGCUCUGUUGGUUGGCUGGUGCAUUGAGUUGCUUCAGGCUUUUUUCCUCGUGGCAGAUGAUAUCAUGGAUGCAUCUGUGACUCGGAGAGGACAGCCCUGCUGGUACAAGAAGGAUGGGAUAGGUCUGGACGCUAUCAAUGAUUCAUUUCUCUUGGAAGCGUCAAUCUACAGACUACUUCGCAGACAUUGCAGGGAUCAGCCGUACUACGUCCAUCUACUGGAGCUUUUUACUGAGACAUCUUUCCAGACAGAGCUUGGUCAAGCUCUGGACCUCAUGACAGCCCCUCCUGGUCAGAUUGACCUCAACAGAUUCACCAUGGAGAGGUAUAAAGCUAUUGUAAAAUACAAGACUGCCUUCUACUCUUUUUACCUCCCAGUGGCAGCUGCAAUGUACAUGGCUGGAAUCAAAAGUGAAGAGGAGCACAACAAUGCCAAACACAUCUUACUUGAGAUGGGAGAGUUUUUCCAAAUACAGGACGACUACCUAGACUGUUAUGGUGACCCUGCUGUGACAGGGAAGAUUGGUACAGACAUCCAGGAUAACAAAUGCAGCUGGCUGGUUGUGACAGCCCUGGAAAUCAUGACUCCUGAUCAAAGAGCAGAGCUGGAGGCAUGUUACGGGCGCCACGAUGAAGCCAGCGUAGAAAAGGUCAAGGCGCUGUACAACACCCUGCAAAUGCCAACACUGUACCACAAAUAUGAAGAUGAGAGCUACCAGCGGCUACAGAAGCUCAUCGCUCGUCACGCUCAAAACCUUCCUCACUCGGUCUUCCUCAACUUUGCCAAUAAAAUCUACAAGAGGAACAAGUGAGAGGGAUUGACGAUGUUUGGAAGUUAUAUAUCUGGUAUCAGGUACAUCAGCCUGAUUCCCUUUUGAUUCUCAUGACGCACAAACAAACUCCUCUCUCUUGAAAGAGGGUUUUGCCAGGGACAGUGCCCUGACUCCAACAGCAUGACCCAAACAGGACUGUGGUGUUUAGAAAUCCUGCAGGCAGUUUCUUAAGUUUUCAGUGGUUUUUGUAGAUAUUUGGAUGUGGAUGUGAUCAAAAAUCAAGUCUCUUUAGUUUUAUUUAUUGAACCCCAGCGCAUAAUGUACACUGUAACCAGUCACAUACUAGGAUGACUUUGGAUGGAAUCACACAUGGAUUUAUCUAACUUUCAUAUUUAUCUGCCUGGAGGAGUGCAUGGCAGGAUGAAGAUACAAAUAAUCUAGUAUGAGUAAUUGGUUUUGCAGGAAUAGAUUUAUCAAUUGAUUAUAAACUAAAAGGGACAGUACAUAUAUGACAGGAGACAUACCGUGACUGAGGACAGAGGGUCAAGCCUGAUAAGGUGUCUCAAUUCCAUAUAUUUUUAUAUUGCUCUGGGAAGUUAUUGCUUUUAAUAAAUAAUAUAUGUCCUCUA
This is a messenger RNA of Lates calcarifer (barramundi perch), 1839 nucleotides long. RefSeq names its product farnesyl diphosphate synthase (farnesyl pyrophosphate synthetase, dimethylallyltranstransferase, geranyltranstransferase) (gene fdps). The transcript has 10 exons. Gene Ontology annotation, cellular component: cytoplasm. Gene Ontology annotation, biological process: trans, trans-farnesyl diphosphate biosynthetic process. The record is from RefSeq and is a predicted model, not a curated record. Lineage: Eukaryota; Metazoa; Chordata; Actinopteri; Centropomidae. Gene Ontology annotation, molecular function: (2E,6E)-farnesyl diphosphate synthase activity; dimethylallyltranstransferase activity. The coding region runs from base 173 to 1249 and encodes 358 amino acids.